Molecule: messenger RNA, 357 nt
Organism: Bombyx mandarina (wild silkworm)
Lineage: Eukaryota; Metazoa; Arthropoda; Insecta; Lepidoptera; Bombycidae
Gene: ubl
Product: Ubiquitin-like protein 5
Biological process (GO): protein modification process
Molecular function (GO): protein binding
Source: RefSeq, a predicted model, not a curated record
ACUAUCAAAACUGCUGUAAAAAUUUUAAACGGAGGCAAAACAACUAAAACAAAUAAAAAAUUACUAUUUAUAUAUUUUAUUUCAUAAUAAAACUGAGAGCUGAUUUGAGAGCAAAAUGCUUGAAGUAACAUGCAAUGAUCGACUCGGUAAGAAGGUUCGAGUUAAAUGCAACCCUGACGAUACCGUGGGUGAUUUAAAGAAGUUAAUAGCCGCACAAACUGGCACUAGAUACGACAAAAUAGUACUCAAGAAAUGGUACACAGUAUUCAAGGAUCAUAUUAAACUUGCAGACUAUGAAAUCCACGAUGGGAUGAAUUUGGAGCUGUACUAUCAAUAAUAAAAACAUUUGUAUUUUAA